AUGGCCUAUGGAAGAGCUCCCCCCUCUGCUAUUCCACCUCACCCUAUUGCUCAUGAGGGCAUCUUUCUACUCAAUGUUGAUGACAAGAUCUGGCAGGAUAUUGGCCUUGACGACGAUGGUAUGCAUGCACCGGCAUGGUUAUUGGAUGAGGCCACUAGGUCUGGUAUUCAUUUACAACUUGAAGUGGAUUGGUGCGUUGAGGAAGAAACUCGUUUGAUGCAAGAGUGGUCUGUGAUGCAGGAGUGGAUGUUCACAGAGUGGGAGGCCAUAAAAACUGUGUUGAGGGAUGCGGCUGAUGAUCUUGUAAUGUCAUUCCACAUCCAGGGCCGCGCAGACGAACUUCUUCACAUUUGUGUUGUCUGGAAGAAGAAAGUUCGAGAGAUCCCUUGUGUGUGGCCAGUCAAGAGUUGGGGUCCUCAAAAUGAAGACUUACUUCGAGCUGCUCAAGACCAGGUGCACUCAUCAUUUUUCCAGGACGACGAUGAUGAUGAGAGUGUUGGAGUAGAGGAAGAAAGUGACAAGGAAGGUGAUCCGGCAUAUUGUGAGGUUGGAGAUGAUGAACUAAUGGAUGCAAUUGAAGAGGUUGCAUUAGCUGAUGAGUACAGGGAUCAGGAUGAGGAUUUUGUUGAUGAUAUUGAGGAUAGUUUUAUGCCUUCAUCACCUACCAAAUUGUCACUUAAAAAACGGUGCUGCAUAUAA
Messenger RNA from Suillus subalutaceus, 699 nucleotides. RefSeq lists its product as uncharacterized. NCBI's taxonomy places the organism in Eukaryota, Fungi, Basidiomycota, Agaricomycetes, Boletales, Suillaceae. The coding region runs from base 1 to 699 and encodes 232 amino acids. The record is from RefSeq and is a predicted model, not a curated record. The transcript has 3 exons.